AGGGUUGUAGAGACCGGGCAGAUGCUGGGACUUGCUGCCCGGCUCCAGCCGCUGAGCGGUGGUCGGGGCCUCACCGCAGCUGCUGAGAGUCGCCACAGGAGAGGGACUCGGCGCCCGGCGCCCGGCGGGGACUGCAGGCAAUGACUCAGGAUGCAGCCAGCAUCCACAACGUGCACAGAGGACCGCAUCCAGCAUGCUCUGGAGCGAUGCUUGCAUGGACUGAGCCUCGGACACCAUUCUGCUCCCUGGUCAGCCGGGCUGUGUCUGAACUGCUGGAGCCUACAGGAGCUGGUCAGCAGGGACCCAGGCCACUUCCUCAUCCUCCUGGAACAGAUCCUACAGAAGACCCAAGAGGUCCAGGAGAAGGGCACCUAUGACCUCCUUGCCCCGCUGGCUCUGCUCUUCUAUUCCACUGUCCUCUGUACACCACACUUCCCACCAGACUCAGACCUCCUGCUGAAGGCAGCCAGCACCUACCACUGCUUCCUGACCUGGCCAGUUCCCUACUGCAGCAUCUGCAGAGAGAUGCUCACCUUCAUUGAUACUGAGCUCAAGGCCCCAGGAAUCUCCUACCAGCGGCUGGUGAGGGCUGAGCAGGGCCUGCCCAUUAGGAGCCACCGAAGUUCCACUGUCACUGUGCUGUUGCUGAACCCGGUAGAGGUACAGGCUGAGUUCCUUGCCGUGGCAGACAAGCUGAGCUCACCCGGACAGUCACCCCAUGGCGCCUACACCACCCUGCUCCUGCAUGCCUUCCAGGCCACCUUUGGGGCUCACUGUGAUCUUCCUAAAUUACACCGCAAACUUCAGUCCAAGACUCUAGAAGAGCUCGAGGACAUCUUCACGGAGACUACAGAAGCCCAGGAGCUGGCGUCUGGCAUUGGAGAUGUAGCAGAGGCCCGCCAGUGGCUCCGGACCAAGCUGCAGGCAGUGGGAGAAAAAGCCGGCUUCCCUGGCAUCUUAGACACUGCAAGCCCUGGGAAACUCCACACGAUCCCCAUCCCUGUCGCCAGAUGCUACACCUACAGCUGGAACCAGGACAGCUUUGACAUCCUACAGGAAGUCCUUCUCAAGGAACAGGAGCUGCUGCAGUCAGGGAUCCUGGGAGAUGAUGAAGAGGAGGAAGAGGAGGACCUGGAGAUUGACAGACACUGUGCUGAGAGGGACUCCCUUCUCUCCACCAGCUCCCUGGUGUCUCAGGACUCCACACUGUUGCUCACCUCCUCUCAGGCCUCAGGACCAGUGCUGUCCCGCCAGGUGCUGACCACCUUUGUCUCAGGUCUCUCGGAUGGCAUAGACAGUGGCUACAUGGAAGACAGUGAGGAAAGCUCCUCAGAGUGGCCCAAGAAGCCCAGUGGCCAGCACCGCCAGGGACACCGCAGGCCUGGGCAGAAGUUUAAUAAGUUCUAUAAACUCUUAAAGAGCACCAGCCAGUUGGUCCUACGGAGGGAUUCUCGGAGCCUGGAGGGCAGCGCAGACCCAACCCUGCCUCUGCGGAGGGCAGGGAGCCUCUGCAGCCCCUUGGACUGUCCAGCUCAGCUCCCCUCCCGGGCCCAACGCUCACGGUCCCUACCCCAGCCCAAGCUCAGCACCCAACUACCCAGCUGGCUUCUGGCACCACCCUCACACCACCAGCGCCGCCGUCCCUUCCUCAGCGGGGACGAGGACCCCAAGGCUUCCACACUACGGGUUGUGGUCUUUGGCUCUGACCGGAUUUCAGGGAAGGUGGCUCGGGCCUAUAGCAAGCUCAGGAGGCUGGAGAACAGUCACCCGCUCCUCACACGGUUCUUCAAGCUUCAGUUCUUCUAUGUGCCUGUGAAGAGAAGCCAUGGGACCAGCUCCAGCGCCUGCCCAUCCUCUCUGAGCCAGGCAUCACCACUCCCCAGCCCUGCAGACAAUUCUUGUCCCUUACCACAGGACCUUGGCAUGGCCCCAUGGGAGGACAGUACCAAUGACAUCUCUCACUACCUCGGUAUGCUUGACCCCUGGUACGAGCGCAAUGUGUUGGGCCUCAUGCACCUGCCUCCUGAAGUCCUUUGUCAGCAGUCCCUGAAGGCAGAAUCUCGGCCCUUGGAGGGCUCGGCCACCCAGCUGCCCAUCCUGGCUGACAUGUUACUCUACUACUGUCGCUUUGCGGCCCGCCCCGUGUUGCUGCAGGUUUACCAGACAGAGCUGACCUUCGUCACUGGGGAGAAGACCACGGAGAUCUUCAUCCAGUCCCUGGAGCUGGGUCACUCUGCGACCACUCGUGCUAUCAAGGCUUCAGGUCCGGGUAGCAAGAGGCUGGGCAUUGACGACGACCGGGAGGCCGUCCCUCUAACACUACAGAUUAUUUACAGUAAGGGAGCCAUCAGUGGGCGAAGCCGCUGGAGCAACCUGGAGAAGGUCUGUACCUCUGUUAACCUCAGCAAGGCCUGCCAGAAGCCAGAAGAGCUAGAUUCCAGCAUGGAGGCGCUGACGCUAACCCUGACAGAAGUGGUGAAGAGGCAGAACCCUAAAUCCAAAAAGGGCUUUAACCAGAUCAGUACAUCCUACAUCAAAGUGGACAAGGUGCAGAUCAUCGGCUCCAGCAGCUGCCCCUUUGCUGUGUGUCUAGACCAGGAUGAGAGAAAGAUCCUGCAGAGUGUGGUCAGGUGUGAAGUGUCACCCUGCUACAAGCCGGAGAAGAGCAGCUUGCCACCAGAGAGGUCCUUCAGCCAACCAGCAGAGGCUGGGUCUGACCUGUGCUCCCUUCUCUGCCUUCCCAUCAUGACUUUCAGUGGGGCUCUGCCCUAGUGCAGCUAGGUACAAGGCUAGAUAGGAAAGUGCACAGCUUCUCCUGGACCACUCUUCAGGGCAGCUGCUCUCUGUGGAGAACUGAAUUGCCCCAGGCUGCAUCGGGAUUCCUCUGUAGGCCCUGCCAUGGGCCAGGGACGUGUGGCCAAUGGUAUCUGGAGCCUCCAAGAGCUGAUGAAGAAACAGGCAUUGGACAGAGAAGGGCCUGGGAUGUCCAGUCUUACAGAUGCCUCUGAGCAGAGGGAGAGGAAUAGGUGAGGGGCCCCAAAGAAAGGUGUGAGGCUUGGCUGUGGUUUAGGUCUUUGUAAGCCCUGGGCUGAGGCCCAUCUUUGGUUUGUCAAAGACUCAGGGUCCCUAACUAGAGGUCAGCCUCUCUAAGGCACAGAUAGGAGAAAGAUGGGUGAGAUUUCUUUCCUGGCCUCAGACACUAUCUCUCUAUCCUACUACUACCACCAUGAGCAUGCAUGCACAGACAGACAGACAGACAGACAGACAGACAGACACACACACACACACACACACACACACACACACACACACACACACACACAGAGGCAUGCACACACAGGCUUUCUCUCUCAAGUUCCCUGGAUACCUUGAAAAACAGCACUAAUAUUUGGUCCAUUGCUAGGACCUGGUACAGUUUCUCUCCUGAGCCCCUUGCUGGGUCUCAGAUGCUGGGGAGACAGGACAGACUUUGUUCCUUGCUAAAUACCCAGAGGAAGUUGCAGCAGUUCUUUGAGCCUCUGUUUCCUCAGUACUGAAGGGAAGGGGAAGUGGGUCCUCAAAGGGAGUGCCCUUGAAUCUUGCCCAGUGCCUGACUCCCAGCAGCUGCUCUGGAAAGACAGCAUCUUGCCCUCCACUGCUGAUGCCCUGCCUUUGCUCUUGAAUACUCUCAGGAUAGUCCUUGUUUGGCCUUGCCCCACCUAUGGAUGAGGCAGAACCCAUGCAGGCUAAGCAGCAGUCAGGAAAGACCACCUAGGUACGGAUCCUCCCCCACUUCCCUAGCAGAUAGGUUCCGGUUCACUCACUUCCUCUCAGCUGGAGGGCUGGUGUACAUUAUGUGCACCAGAUUCCAUCUCCAAAAGCUCUCUGGACAAGAUCUCAGAGGAGCAGAGGACAGACUGCUGAAUAUCUAGUGGUAGAGACAGGGGAUUCAUGCAUGGAACCCAAUAGACCAAGAGCCUGAAGUUUAAACCUACCAGACUGGACAAGUUGACAAGAUGUGGCUGGAGCGAUAAGGUGGUGAGCUAGCUCGGGCCUCGGGCUGACACAGGCGAGUGAGGAACCUUGGAAGCAUAACAAGUUGCACACAGUGUUUUUCCCAUCCUGUUCUGCACCAAAGACACUGACUUAUAGAAGCCCAUGGAACCGAGCAGAGUGCUCCUGACUUGAGAGACUGGACAGAGCCACUAUGUUGUCACCCCCCACACACACACACACCCCAAUCCUAGCCUGCCGUGUAUCUGCCAGGUUCCAGAGCAGUGUCCAGCCAUGCAUAUCAGUGUGCUUCAACCUGCUGUGUGAGCAUGAUGUUCUACUGUGUGAUCAACAUGACGUGAAUCGACGAAUGGGAUUUUAAUAUUAUUAUCAAAUAAAAUUGAUUUAUUG
Messenger RNA from Arvicanthis niloticus (Nile rat), 4383 nucleotides. Lineage: Eukaryota; Metazoa; Chordata; Mammalia; Rodentia; Muridae. The record is from RefSeq and is a predicted model, not a curated record.